Molecule: messenger RNA, 2449 nt
Organism: Mustela lutreola (European mink)
Lineage: Eukaryota; Metazoa; Chordata; Mammalia; Carnivora; Mustelidae
Product: zinc finger protein 677-like
Exons: 4
Biological process (GO): negative regulation of transcription by RNA polymerase II
Molecular function (GO): DNA-binding transcription repressor activity, RNA polymerase II-specific
Source: RefSeq, a predicted model, not a curated record
AUGAGUCCCAGCGUCGUCGUGAGGCGUUCCAGGCCCGGUAGCUUCGGGGCGCGGCGUCCGUGUCCGCUUUCAGCCCCUGGAUUCGUGGAGACGCCACUUCGGGCGCUCCACUGUCCUGCCCUGCCCCCGUCCCGGAUGCGGGAAGGUGGGGCUCUAUUCUGUGCCGCGGUCCGGGCUGCGGCAGCCGCAGAACACGUGCUGUUGACCUUCAGGGAUGUGGUCAUAGAAUUCUCUCUGGAGGAGUGGGAGUGCCUGGACCCUGCUCAGAGGGCCUUGUACAAGGAUGUGAUGUUGGAGAACUAUAGGAAUCUGGUCUCCUCGGUGAGGAUAAUAAGUAUGAUUAAGGAAUUAUCACCAAAAGAGGGUAUUAACAAAGAGGAAUUAUUCCAGACAUUGAUGUUGGAAAGACACAAAAGAAAUGACAUCAAGGAUUUGGGUUUCAGAGAAGUUCUGAAAAAUAUGCAUGUGUUUGAAAGUCAGUAUACAUAUGAUGGAACAAAUUACAAAGAAUAUUUGUUAAAACUAAAAAAUAACAUAACCUGUGCAGGAAAUAAGUAUAUAAAAUGUUUUGAAAAUGGGAUUGGAUUAAUAAAAUUUCAGUCACAUCUGGCUGACUUCCAGAAGUUUCAAACUGAAGAGAAAAUUUAUGAAUGUAAUCAAGUUGAGGAUUUGAUCAACAGUAGUUUUGCUUUACCACUUCAAAGAAUUCCUACUAGCAUUGAUAUGAAUAUUUGUAAUAAGUCUGGGAAACUUUUUAUACUUCCUUCAUUACUUAUACAUCAAAAAACACCUAUUAGUGAAAAGCCUUACAAAUGUAAUGAUUGUAGGAAGGCCUUUAGAGAAAGCUCAGACCUCACUAGUCAUGAGAGAAUUCAUUUUGGGCAGAGGGCUUACAAAUGUAAUGAGUGUAGCAAAGCCCUUUCCCAAUUUGCAAAACUGACUAGGCAUCAGAGAAUCCAUACCAGUGAAAAACCAUAUAAGUGUAAUAUAUGUGGCAAGGGCUGUAGGCAAAAUUUAAAUCUUGCACGGCAUCAGAAAAUUCAUACUGGAGAGAAACCUUACAAAUGUAAUGAGUGUGGCAAAGUCUUUUCUGAGGAUUCAAGCCUUACUUGAUAUAGGAGAAUUCAUACUGGAGAGAAACCUUAUAAAUGUAAUCAGUGUGGGAAGACUUUUAGAGGAAGCUCAAAUAUCACCAAUCAUUCUGGGCAGAGACCUUACAAAUGUAAUCAGUUUGACAAAUCCUUUAACCGGAUCUCACACUCACUAGACACCAGAGAAUCCAUACUGGAGAGAAACCAUAUAAAUAUAAUACAUGUGACAAGGUCUGUAGUCAACAUUCAAAUCUUAUAAUUCAUCAGAGAGUUCAUACUGGAAAGAAACCUUACAAAUGUAAUGAGUGUGGCAAAGCCUUUAUGGAGCAUUCAAGCCUUACUCAACAUAAGAGAAUUCAUAGUGGGGAAAAGCCUUAUAAAUGUAAGGAAUGUGGACCAGUCCUCUAACUUUGUCAAACAUCAGAUAAUUCAUACUGGAGAGAAGGCUUAUAAGUGUAAUGAGUGUGGCAAAGCCUUUAAUGUGUGUUUAAGCCUUACCUGACAUCAAAGAAUCCAUACUGGGGAGAAGCCUUACAAAUGUAACGAAUGUGACAAGGCAAAUCUUACUAGACAUCAGAAAAUGCAUACUGAAAAGAAACAUUGUAAACCUAAUAUAUGUGGAAAUGCUUUUUUUUUAAAGAUUUUAUUCAUUCAUUUGACAGACAGAGAUCACAAGUAGGCAGAGAGGGAGGAAGCAGGCUCUCCACUGAGCAGAGAGCCCAAUGUGGGGCUCGAUCCCAGGACCCUGAGAUCAUGACCUGAGCCGAAGGCAGAGGCUUUAACCCACUGAGCCACCCAGGCGCCCCUGUGGAAAUGCUUUUAUCCAAAGAUCAAGCACUGGGGAUUCCCAGAGAAUUUGUGGUGAAGAGAACCUCACAAAUGUCAAUGUGUGUAGCAAAACCUUUAAUGUGUUUUCAAGACUUACUCAACAUCAAAGAAUCCAUACUGAACAGAAACCAUAUAAAAGUCAUGUAUUUGGCAAAGCCUGUAACCAGGGCUCACAGUUAAGUAGACACCAGAAUAUGCAUCUUUGAAAGAAACCAUAAAAAUGUAAUGGGUAUGGCCAGGCUUUUAUGCAAAGAUCAAACAUAUAUAAUAUCUCCUACUGGAGAGAAAUCUUAUAAAUGUAAUGAAUGUGUUAAAUUUUUAUCAGAUGUUCAAAUGUUUACUUUAGGGGUCAUGAGAGAAUUCGCAUCAGAGAGAAAACAUACAAAUGUAUUGAAAGUGGCAAGACCCUUAGACAAUGAUCUAAUCUCAAGAUUUACCAAAGAAUUUAUAUUGUAGAGAAGCCUUAAAACUGUAAUGAAUGUGAUAAGUUGUUUAACCAUUUCUCACAAUUGGCUACAUAUAAUUCAUAG